AUGAAGUGCUUUGAGAGGCUGGUUAUGGCACACAUCAACUCCACCAUCCCAGACACCCUAGAACCAAUCCACUUUGUAUACCGCCCCAACAGAGCCAUAAACUCCACACUGCCCUCAUGCCGACAGGUGGUGAGGGUAGGCAACAUCACAUCCGCUAUGCUGACCCACAACAUGGGGUCCCCACAGUGGGAGGUGGAUAAGGUCAAAGAGGUGGAUAAGGUCAAAGAGGUGGAUAAGGUCAAAGAGGUGGUUAAGGUCAAAGAGGUGGAUAAGGUCAAAGAGAUGGAUAAGGUCAAAGAGGUGGAUAAGGUCAAAGAGGUGGUUAAGGUCAAAGAGGUGGAUAAGGUCAAAGAGGUGGAUAAGGUCAAAGAGGUGGAUAAGCACAACCAACCUAACCAGCAUCAGGAAAAGAACUACCACAACCAACCUAACCAGCAUCAUGAAAAUAACUACCACAACGAACCUAACCAGCAUCAGGAAAAUAACUACCACAACCAACCUAACCAGCAUCAUGAAAAUAACUACCACAACCAACCUAACCAGCAUCAGGAAAAUAACUACCACAACCAACCUAACCAGCAUCAUGAAAAUAACUACCACAACCAACCUAACCAGCAUCAUGAAAAUAACUACCACAACCAACCUAACCAGCAUCAUGAAAAUAACUACCACAACCAACCUAACCAGCAUCAUGAAAAUAACUACCACAACGAACCUAACCAGCAUCAUGAAAAUAACUACCACAACCAACCUAACCAGCAUCAUGAAAAUAACUACCACAACCAACCUAACCAGCAUCAGGAAAAGAACUACCACAACCAACCUAACCAGCAUCAUGAAAAUAACUACCACAACCAACCUAACCAGCAUCAUGAAAAUAACUACCACAACCAACCUAACCAGCAUCAUGAAAAUAACUACCACAACGAACCUAACCAGCAUCAUGAAAAUAACUACCACAACCAACCUAACCAGCAUCAGGAAAAGAACUACCACAACCAACCUAACCAGCAUCAUGAAAAUAACUACCACAACGAACCUAACCAGCAUCAUGAAAAUAACUACCACAACCAACCUAACCAGCAUCAGGAAAAGAACUACCACAACCAACCUAACCAGCAUCAUGAAAAUAACUACCACAACGAACCUAACCAGCAUCAGGAAAAGAACUACCACAACCAACCUAACCAGCAUCAUGAAAAUAACUACCACAACCAACCUAACCAGCAUCAUGAAAAGAACUACCACAACCAACCUAACCAGCAUCAUGAAAAUAACUACCACAACGAACCUAACCAGCAUCAUGAAAAUAACUACCACAACCAACCUAACCAGCAUCAGGAAAAGAACUACCACAACCAACCUAACCAGCAUCAUGAAAAUAACUACCACAACCAACCUAACCAGCAUCAGGAAAAUAACUACCACAACCAACCUAACCAGCAUCAUGAAAAUAACUACCACAACCAACCUAACCAGCAUCAUGAAAAGAACUACCACAACCAACCUAACCAGCAUCAGGAAAAGAACUACCACAACCAACCUAACCAGCAUCAGGAAAAUAACUACCACAACCAACCUAACCAGCAUCAUGAAAAUAACUACCACAACCAACCUAACCAGCAUCAUGAAAAUAACUACCACAACGAACCUAACCAGCAUCAUGAAAAUAACUACCACAACCAACCUAACCAGCAUCAGGAAAAGAACUACCACAACCAACCUAACCAGCAUCAGGAAAAGAACUACCACAACCAACCUAACCAGCAUCAUGAAAAGAACUACCACAACCAACCUAACCAGCAUCAGGAAAAGAACUACCACAACCAACCUAACCAGCAUCAUGAAAAGAACUACCACAACAAACCUAACCAGCAUCAUGAAAAGAACUACCACAACCAACCUAACCAGCAUCAGGAAAAUAACUACCACAACCAACCUAAUCAUCAUCAGGAAAAGAACUACCACAACCAACCUAACCAGCAUCAUGAAAAGAACUACCACAACCAACCUAACCAGCAUCAGGAAAAUAACUACCACAACCAGCAUCAUGAAAAUAACUACCUCAACCAACCUAACCAGCAUCAGGAAAAUAACUACCACAACCAACCUAACCAGCAUCAUGAAAAUAACUACCACAACGAACCUAACCAGCAUCAGGAAAAUAACUACCACAACGAACCUAACCAGCAUCAUGAAAAUAACUACCACAACGAACCUAACCAGCAUCAGGAAAAUAACUAUCACAACGAACCUAACCAGCAUCAGGAAAAUAACUAUCACAACCAACCUAACCAGCAUCAUGGAAAGAACUACCACAACCAACCUAACCAGCAUCAGGAAAAUAACUACCACAACCAACCUAACCAGCAUCAUGAAAAUAACUACCACAACCAACCUAACCAGCAUCAUGAAAAGAACUACCACAACCAACCUAACCAGCAUCAUGAAAAGAACUACCACAACCAACCUAACCAGCAUCAUGAAAAUAACUACCACAACCAACCUAACCAGCAUCAUGAAAAGAACUACCACCACCAACCUAACCAGCAUCAUGAAAAGAACUACCACAACCAACCUAACCAGCAUCAUGAAAAGAACUACCACAACCAACCUAACCAGCAUCAUGAAAAGAACUACCACAACCAACCUAACCAGCAUCAUGAAAAUAACUACCACAACCAACCUAACCAUCAUCAGGAAAAUAACUACCACAACCAACCUAACCAGCAUCAUGAAAAGAACUACCACAACCAACCUAACCAGCAUCAUGAAAAGAACUACCACAACCAACCUAACCAGCAUCAUGAAAAUAACUACCACAACCAACCUAACCAGCAUCAUGAAAAGAACUACCACCACCAACCUAACCAGCAUCAUGAAAAGAACUACCACAACCAACCUAACCAGCAUCAUGAAAAUAACUACCACAACCAACCUAACCAGCAUCAUGAAAAUAACUACCACAACCAACCUAACCAGCAUCAUGAAAAGAACUACCACCACCAACCUAACCAGCAUCAUGAAAAGAACUACCACAACCAACCUAACCAUCAUCAUGAAAAGAACUACCACAACCAACCUAACCAGCAUCAUGAAAAGAACUACCACAACCAACCUAACCAGCAUCAUGAAAAGAACUACCACAACCAACCUAACCAGCAUCAUGAAAAGAACUACCACAACCAACCUAACCAGCAUCAUGAAAAGAACUACCACAACCAAACUUUUCCAUUAGGAAAAGAUACCCAGCAGUACUGUGAUGAUCAUGACAUGACAGUACUGUGA
Oncorhynchus nerka (sockeye salmon) is the source of this 3288-nucleotide messenger RNA. Its product is annotated as GATA zinc finger domain-containing protein 14-like. The coding region runs from base 1 to 3288 and encodes 1095 amino acids. NCBI's taxonomy places the organism in Eukaryota, Metazoa, Chordata, Actinopteri, Salmoniformes, Salmonidae. The transcript has 4 exons. The record is from RefSeq and is a predicted model, not a curated record.